This is a messenger RNA of Dissoconium aciculare CBS 342.82, 1500 nucleotides long. RefSeq names its product malate dehydrogenase. The transcript has 7 exons. Gene Ontology annotation, molecular function: L-malate dehydrogenase (NAD+) activity. The coding region runs from base 67 to 1500 and encodes 477 amino acids. Gene Ontology annotation, biological process: malate metabolic process; tricarboxylic acid cycle. The record is from RefSeq and is a predicted model, not a curated record. NCBI's taxonomy places the organism in Eukaryota, Fungi, Ascomycota, Dothideomycetes, Mycosphaerellales, Dissoconiaceae. Gene Ontology annotation, cellular component: cytoplasm; mitochondrion.
AAAACCUCUCGGAAUGAACGCAUUAUACCUGUCCACCGACAUGUCCCACUGACGUGAGAUGAACCCAUGUCCGUGUGCUGUUGUCCCACUCCCACCGAUCCAAGAUUCCGAGAUCGGGCCGAUCAGAGUUCAGCGCAUGGGGACCACCUGCGAAACCACAACGGCCAGGAUGCGACAGACCGAGAGCUGGCUGUUUUUCAACGGGUCAUGAAAGCAAUCGUUCUCGUCCAUGGGCAGCAACGGCUUCACCCGUUGACCGAGGAAGUUCACCCGCGGCCAGCAACGAACGAGAUCUCGCCAUUCCCGAAGUGGAGCUUGGAAAAGCCGAACGACGAGAAGAAAGUCCGUCCGUCAUACUAUACUAAUAAAUACACCCUUCAUCCCACCACCCUUUGCAUUCCUAUUCCAUCAUCACACACAUCUUCAAAUAUGUUCGCCGCUCAGAAAGUUUCACAGUCCGUCGUCGGCGCUGCCCAGCGUCGUGCCUUCUCGGCAUCCGCCAGCAACCUCUCCAAGGUUGUCGUCCUCGGUGCCGGCGGUGGUAUCGGUCAACCUCUCUCCCUCCUCCUCAAGCUCAACCCUCGCGUCACCGAGCUCGCCCUUUACGACAUCCGAGGCGGUCCUGGUGUCGCCGCUGAUGUCGGCCACAUCAACACCCAGAGCAAUGUCACUGGUUACGAGCCCACUCCCGAGGGUCUCGCUGCUUGCCUCAAGGGCGCUGAGAUCGUCGUCAUCCCCGCCGGUGUUCCUCGCAAGCCCGGCAUGACCCGUGAUGCUUCGAUCGCUGACGAGGAUGACCCUCCAGACUUGUUCAACACCAACGCCUCCAUCGUCCGCGACCUUGCCCUCGCCGCCGCCGAGCACUCACCCAAGGCCAAGCUCCUCAUCAUCUCCAACCCCGUCAACAGCACCGUCCCCAUCACCGCCGAGGUCUUCAAGUCCAAGGGUGUCUACGACCCCAAGAAGCUCUUCGGUGUGACCACCCUCGAUGUCGUCCGCGCCAGCCGCUUCAUCUCCCAGAUCAAGAAGUCCGACCCUGCCCACGAGAACAUCCUCGUCGUCGGUGGUCACUCUGGUGAGACCAUUGUCCCCAUCCUCAGCCAAUCCGGCAACACCCUCGAGGGUGCCGAGCGUGACGCCUACGUCAAGCGCGUCCAGUUCGGCGGUGACGAGGUCGUCCAGGCCAAGGACGGUGCGGGUUCCGCCACCCUCUCCAUGGCCAUGGCCGGUGCCCGUUUCGCCGAGUCGCUGCUCAAGGCUGCUCAGGGUGAGAAGAACGUCGUCGAGCCUACCUUCGUCGACUCGCCUCUCUACAAGGACCAGGGCGUCACCUACUUCGCCUCCAACGUCACCCUCGGCCCCGACGGUGUCCAGGAGAUCCACCCCGUCGGUGAGGUCACCGAGUUCGAGCAGGGUCUGCUCGACAAGUGCCUCAAGGACCUCAAGGGUAACAUUGAGAAGGGUGAGAAGUGGGCCAAGGAGAACCCCGGCAAGAACUAA